AUGGCGGGUAUUGGCGUCGAUAAAAACUACCUCGGCUUGUUUGAAAGUCUUGGUUUAAGAAAUUUUACCAACAAGGAGGAAGAGGUUCCAGAACAUUCCAUUGAGCCAGUUAUAUUCCUGCUGUAUCACGUGGGAUUGGGGCUCUACUACCUCCUCGCUGGUUUUGGAUUUUUCGGCAACGCCGCCACAAUUUUCGUCCUGGUCAGACAAGGGUUAAACUCCACAACUGCAAUUUUCCUCUGCUCGCUGUCCGUGUUAGACUUCCUGUUUACAGUGGGUCACCUAACCAAACACUGUUACUUGCUGUAUUUUAGAGAAAACAAAUUGAUACCUUCCAACACACAAACCACUGAGUUUUUCAAAGUGUUAGAUUAUUGUAAUAUAUUUUCCUCCACCUUUAGCUACCACAUAAUAGCUCUAAUCUCUGUUGAACGAUUAUUUGCCGUGUUUUUACCGCUGUACCUUCAUAAACUCAAUACCCCAUAUCGCAUGAAGUGUGUUAUAAUCCUGCUGUUUAUUUACUGCGGUAUUGUUAACUCAUUUGAUAACGAGUACAGUAGACAUUACUUCGACAAAAUGAUCUCCGAUAAAAAAUCUUCUUACCUCAGUUUCGCCAGUGCCAUGACCUUACAGGUGGUGUUUGAUGUCUACAGACUAUGUCUCAUCUCGACCGUCCCACUGACCGUUGUCCUGCUGUGUACGUCAUUGACCAUCUUAAAACUGCUGGUGACGUCACAGAAAUUUAAGAACAUGUCGUCCAGUAUUCUACACCAGAAGUCAGCCAAGGAGAUGAAAGUGGUCAAGCUGUUGUUGACGGUGUGUGUGGUGUUUGUAGCGCUGCUGGUGCCGGCGACUGUGCUGCACACGUAUGUGCACAUCACCUGGCGAUAUAGUCGCGGCAUCCUGCUGGUGCUAGACAUCCUGCACCAGAUGUCGGCCUCGGUCAACUUCAUCAUUUACGUCAAGAUGAACGCCAGAUUUUUCAACACAUUUCGAUGCCACUGUAGGGAAUGUUAA
Messenger RNA from Physella acuta, 1017 nucleotides. Its product is annotated as mas-related G-protein coupled receptor member B5-like. The record is from RefSeq and is a predicted model, not a curated record. NCBI's taxonomy places the organism in Eukaryota, Metazoa, Mollusca, Gastropoda, Physidae. Gene Ontology annotation, biological process: G protein-coupled receptor signaling pathway. Gene Ontology annotation, cellular component: plasma membrane. Gene Ontology annotation, molecular function: G protein-coupled receptor activity.